This is a messenger RNA of Bombus terrestris (buff-tailed bumblebee), 1097 nucleotides long. RefSeq names its product dynein axonemal intermediate chain 2. Gene Ontology annotation, molecular function: dynein light chain binding; dynein heavy chain binding. Lineage: Eukaryota; Metazoa; Arthropoda; Insecta; Hymenoptera; Apidae. The transcript is spliced from 4 exons. Gene Ontology annotation, cellular component: outer dynein arm. The record is from RefSeq and is a predicted model, not a curated record. Gene Ontology annotation, biological process: outer dynein arm assembly; cilium movement. The coding region runs from base 201 to 953 and encodes 250 amino acids.
AGUGAUUAAUUCGGUUAAUAUGUACAACACACGCACAGAAAUUGAACCUUCUAAAUUGUUUGUUGUACAAUACAUUACGAUUUAGUUUCUAUAAAAACGUAUAAUCUUUGUCUUAUGCAGAGAAUCCCAAUAAAGCUCUCUACACGUUGAAACCACCCUUCCAUUUAACGACAGUUAAAUUCAAUCCUCGCGAUCCUGUGAUGUUAGUUAGUGGUCUAAUAUCUGGCCAAGUGUGUUACUGGGAUAUUCGAAGCAAUGAAAAACCCAUGGAAACGUCUCAUCCUUACACCAGUCACAGAUAUCCAGUGACUCAGGCUCUUUGGAUCCCCUCCAAGGUUAACACCGACUUCUUCUCUUGUUCUACCGAUGGCACAGUUUUGUGGUGGGAUGCCAGAUUUAUGAAAAAGCCAACAGAAACUUUAGUGAUGGACCUCGAGCAGCCACAAAGAGCAGACAUUUACAAAGCGGUCGGUAUCACUGCUCUUCAGUUUGAACAGACGAUGAGCAGUAAAUUCCUAGCUGGUACCGAGGACGGCAUGGUUGUGAAUGUAAAUAGGAGAACCAGCAAUCUCGUGGAAAAAUUGGCGAUUAGAUUCCAAUGUUACACGGGACCGGUUAUCGCGAUCGACCGAAAUCCCAUUUAUACGAAGAAUUUCUUAACCAUUGGUAACUGGUCAGCAAACAUAUGGGCAGACGACACGAAGGAAGGAAAUUUGCUCUGUACUAGUGACAAAUACAUCGAUCUGAGCGGUGGUUGCUGGAGUAAAGCCAGAUGCUCCGUAUUCUUCACCAUAAAUAAAGAAGGCUUACUGGAAGCGUAUGAUAUAUUGGCAGGCAUCAAGACACCAUUGACUAACAUUCACGUGUGUAACGAUAGCCUGACAGCGAUUAGCUCUCACGAAGAGGGUGGAUUUCUUGCUGUCGGAAGUAGUAACGUAUCUGGAAAGGUAUAGUCGAUACGAAAAGGCGAUUGACAGUCGUUUGAAAGAAAUACGCCUGGGUCAUCGUGUCUCCAAAGAUGUCAGUAUACAAGAGUCAAAGGUGAAAAGCAAGAAGAAGGAAAAGGAUAGAAAGAAAGAAAAGGCCUCCAUGGAGAA